UUUGUCAAAAUAACUUAUUUUAGUCGCCUUUUUGGGAAGUCACCUGCGAGAAAAAGUUUAAAAUACUGAAAAAUGAGUGAAGAUAUUCAAAGAAAAUUACAGACCGAAUUAGACGGCUUUAAAAAUAACCAAAAAGAGCUGCAAAAAGCGAUUGCCACAAGACAACAAUUGGAUGGACAACUAAAUGAAAAUGAAAUAGUCAAAAAAGAAUUAGACCUUCUCCCAGCAGAUGGUAAAGUGUAUAAAUCUGUAGGACCAGUAUUAAUCAAAACUGAUCUAGUUGAGGCGAAACAAAAUGUUGGUAAAAGGAUGGAUUUUAUUAACAAGGAAGUAAAACGUGUAGAUGAACAGAUUAUAUCAUUGGAAAAGAGGCAAGACAGUCACAGGGAAACUUUACAGAAAUUGCAACACCAAUUUGAACAGGCACAAGUCAAAGCUGCCAUACAUGCUUAAUAUUGAUACCAUAUUGUUAAUUUAUAUUAAAAUAUACUAAUUUUCACUUUA
Brassicogethes aeneus is the source of this 504-nucleotide messenger RNA. Lineage: Eukaryota; Metazoa; Arthropoda; Insecta; Coleoptera; Nitidulidae. The record is from the annotation of a GenBank genome assembly.